Orbicella faveolata is the source of this 1485-nucleotide messenger RNA. Its product is annotated as serine/threonine-protein kinase RIO3-like. The record is from RefSeq and is a predicted model, not a curated record. NCBI's taxonomy places the organism in Eukaryota, Metazoa, Cnidaria, Anthozoa, Scleractinia, Merulinidae. Gene Ontology annotation, biological process: protein phosphorylation. Gene Ontology annotation, molecular function: ATP binding; protein serine/threonine kinase activity.
AUGGGUUUCAGGAUCUACAGUUUUCAGGAGUUUUGUUUUGGACAUGAUCAAACUACUGCAGACCACCAUGUUACAAGACUUCAUAGAACAUUUGCUGAUUAGAAUUUGACAUUGCCUACCCAUGAUGGUGUUUCAGAUUUUUAAAGUUCAAUGGCUUGUGUGUUGGUUCACAGGAGGCACAAGUCCAGACACUGAGAAUGAUUUUCUUCUGGCUCAGAUGAUUCAGCUUGAAUAUGAUAAAGAGUAUGAUCGUACAAUUGAUUCGAUGGAAAAGAGAUACAAUGGGGAAAGCAAAGUAUCAGUAUCAUUUGACAACUUUCGCAAUGUUCAUCCUGUCCUGAAAGAUGACUCCAGUUCUUCAGAUUCAGAUGACUGGAAUGAUGAGGAUUUAGAUCCUCUGAGGCCCUCUAAAGCUCCACCUAAACAGUCUCCUGGAAAGAAAAAGGAAAUAAUUACCAAACAUGAUUCAACAGUUUGUGGACGACGCAAUGUAAAGAUUAUGGAAAAGUUCCCACCAAGUUUUGCAGCAGGUGAUGUUGGCAGUUCAACUCUUGAUCUCAAGCUUUCUAAUAGUGUAUUCAACACUUUGAAGCAACACUCUUACCGCGAGGAAAGGCAGAGUGCUCGACUUCAUGAAAAGAAAGAACAUUCAACACAUGAGCAAGUGUUAGAUCCAAAGACCAGACUGAUGUUGUACAAACUGGUAAAUGGAGAAGUACUGGAAGCCGUGAACGGCUGUAUCAGCACAGGAAAAGAAGCAUGCGUCUUCCAUGCUAAUGGAGGAAGGAGAGAAGAGGAACCCAUGCCAGAGGAGUGUGCAGUGAAAGUGUUCAAGACAACCUUGAAUGAAUUCAAGACAAGGGAUCGUUAUAUCAAGGAUGACCAUCGAUUCAGAGAUCGCUUCAGCAAACAGAAUCCCAGGAAGGUAAUCAGGCUCUGGGCAGAGAAAGAAAUGUGUAAUCUAAGCAGGAUGAAGAAAGCUGGUAUUGCGUGUCCUACUGUUGCGCUCUUGAAGAAACAUAUUCUGGUCAUGAGUUUCAUAGGCAAAGAUCAACAACCUGCGCCAAAACUGAAAGAUGCUGUUCUGUCUGCACGUCAGUUACAGCUGGCUUAUGAACAGUGUGUUCAGGUACCAAGUGAUUAACUACAAGUAUUGCUAUUAGAUGUAUAUUUUAAAACUAGUAGUAACCAGAGAUUGGUGAAGUGCGUUCGAUACCGGGGGGGGAGGAAGGGGGUACUCUAGCAAUUUUUUGAUAGGGUGUGUUGCUAGGAACAUGACAUUUUUUGGGUUAUAGCAGUGGAUAUUCAGUUAGUAUUUGGACACCUGAUUGUAGGCUGAGUACCAGAAAUACCUUCUCUAUUUAAUAUUUCGAAUUAAAUAAUAUUUCAUACUAUAUUUAAUAAAAAAAAUCAGAAGCUCAAUUCUUUUUAUAUCAAGAUCCCUGACUGUUUUGCCAGUUCCUGAUUCCUAUACCCAAAGCAGAC